This is a messenger RNA of Rubroshorea leprosula, 717 nucleotides long. Lineage: Eukaryota; Viridiplantae; Streptophyta; Magnoliopsida; Malvales; Dipterocarpaceae. The record is from the annotation of a GenBank genome assembly.
GGUCAUGGGCCUCUUGUUCCAAUUCCAUAGCAAUCUUCAUCUAUAAACCCCUAAGUCUACUAACUUCUUCCUCACUCAAAUUUCAAGCUUGUUCACUUGGUGUCUUGAACAUGGCUUCAAAGGCUGUAGCAUCAACCGCCCUUCUUCUCUCCCUCAACCUCUUCUUCUUCACUUUGGUCAGCUCCACCAAUGUGGCAUGCCCUCCACCGCCUAAGAGCCCUAACCAUCACAAUCACCACCAUAAGAAAGCCACUUGCCCUAAGGAUACCCUAAAGUUGGGUGUUUGUGCUGACCUGCUGAAUGAUUUGGUGCACCUUGUUGUGGGAACCCCAGCAAACACCCCAUGCUGCAGCCUCAUUUCGGGUUUGGCUGACCUUGAAGCCGCCGUUUGUCUCUGCACAGCCAUUAAGGUCAAUGUCUUGGGCAUUAUCCUGAACGUUCCCGUUUCACUGAGUUUGCUGCUCAACUACUGCGGAAAAAACGUCCCCUCUGGUUUCCAGUGCAAAUGAAUAUAUCUUAAUCUCGUCUAAUUAUAUAAUUAUAAUGUCUUAUCAAUUUUCUUUGUGUUCGUCUUCUCCUUUUCAUGGUGUGUUUGGUGUUGGGAUUUGUAUUCUUUGGAUGUAAGGAAAACUUCUAAUCAGCUUUCUUGUAAUCCUUUUUGAAGAUUAAGAAGCGCAUUUUGUUUUCUUAAAUUAUUAAUUAACCAAACUAGGUGCA